Molecule: messenger RNA, 1654 nt
Organism: Brassica napus (rape)
Lineage: Eukaryota; Viridiplantae; Streptophyta; Magnoliopsida; Brassicales; Brassicaceae
Product: reticulon-like protein B18
Exons: 8
Coding region: 233-1585 (450 amino acids)
Source: RefSeq, a predicted model, not a curated record
CCACUUUUGCCGCCGUCAAGAUUUCAAAUAAGCAAAGGUUGUCUUUUUCCUCUCCAUCAACGGCUAUCUCAUCCACAGUAGCCGGAGAAUAAAAAGCAGAGACAAUCCUAAAGACCCAAAAAGCUCAAAUGUCCGAGUAGAACCCUAAUAAAUUCUCCGAGAUUCUUUCCCAAUUAAUAAACUUCCAGAUUCGGAAAAAAAUCAAUCCUUUUCCAAAAAAAACACAUCAAAAAUGGAUCUUUCUACACCUCCUAGAUCCUCCUCCCGUCUCGCUCGGAGAAUCAACACCACCACUCUCGUCAAAACCAACGGAGACUCACCAAUCCCCUCUCUCGAUUUAGUCCUAUCCUCUCCCAAGAGCAUCGACACUCCUCCUUACCCGUCUCCCGCUUCACUAUACUCACCGUCUUCCCCUGUUACGCUCCGAGAGAUUCUCCUCUUGUCUCCUUCUCCUCUCCGGAAAUCGAGAACCCGUUUAGCGAAUCGGUUCGAGAUGGAGGCCGCGGAGGCUGCGAGGCGGUGCAAGACGAAGGGAGGGCAGAACGGUCUUUUGGGUAGUGCGUCGCCGAGGAGUUGUCGGAGAUCGAGACGGAGGUCGGAGGUGGUGGUGGUGGAGGAGGAGACGAAGCCUGUUGUUGUUGUGUUGAAUGAUGAGAAGGCUGCGAAACAGAGGAAGCAUAAGAAGACGGGUCGGUCUAAGAAGGAGAAACAGAGUUCGUUGCCUUCUCCUUGUCCUUCUUCAGAUCUGAAUGUAUGUGAAGGUGAUUUGGAGAGGAUUAGAGAGAAUAUCAACGAUUUGAUCAUGUGGAGAGAUGUUGCGAAGUCGAGUCUUUGGUUUGGUUUUGGGUGUUUGUGUUUCUUAUCUUCUUGCUUUGCUAAAGGGUUUAGCUUUAGUGUUUUCUCAGCGGUUUCUCAUGUUGGACUUCUGUAUCUUGGUGUAUCGUUUUUGUCACACUCUCUUCGCCAAAGGCUAACUGAAGAAACAGAGCAGAGAGAGGUUAAAGUGAGUGAAGAGGAUGUGUUACGAGUAGCUAGAAGAAUGCUUCCCAUCACCAAUUUGGCCAUUUCAAAGAUGAGCCAGCUUUUCUCUGGCGAACCUGCAAUGACACUCAAAGUGGCACCCUUUGUUCUAAUAGGAGCGGAGUAUGGUUACCUCAUAACAUUGUGGAGGCUAUUUGCUUUAGGUUUCUUCCUCAGCUUCACCCUCCCAAAACUAUACUCAUGUUAUGCUAACCAGAUUAACCAAAAAGUUGAAAAUGCACAAAAGAGAAUAGUUGAAGCGUGGGGAAUAUGCACACACAAGAAGUUCGUGGCAGGCUCUAUGAUCACUGCCUUCUGGAACCUGACUAGUCUCAAGAUCCGUUUCUUCACAGUGUUCAUCAUAGUGGUAGUCAUCAGAUACAAAAGGCAGAAUGUACAGUUAGAUUCCGAAGAAGAUCAUGAGGAGAAGCAACAAGAAGAACAAACUCACACGGAGCAACCGGAGGAGAAGUCAGCAUCGCCGCCACCGUCUCCACCUCAGCCAAUAGAAGAAGAGCAAGCAUUAGUAGUGGUGGCUGCAGAAACCGAAGCACCACCAAAGUAGCUUUGAAAGUCUCUUAUUGAAACUUGCUUUAACAUUGAAUGUAUUGAAUAAAAAAUAGUUGUUUGUUUA